AUGGGCUGUGCCGUGAGUACCUAUAAUGAGGACGAAGACCAGACUUUUCUCCAACAACGGCUCAUAUCUGACGCGAUCGAUCGGUCCUUGAAUGUAAAGAAUGAAAAACAACGCAAGCUCGUUAAGGUUUUUCUUCUAGGCGCAGGUGAGUCUGGUAAGUCGACUGUGCUCAAGCAGCUAAAAAUCCUUCAUCACCACUCUUUCACUGAUUUCGAAAGGCGCCAGUACACCGAUGUAAUCUGGUAUGAUCUCGUGCAAUCAAUGAAAAAGUUGAUUUACAAUGCUAGAAAGCUCAAGAUUCCCUUGGAUUCAGACAAGCCAGGUUCUGCUUUGACUCCAUACAAGAGGGUAGUGGUCAAUGCUGACGUGAGGGCCUCAGAAAAGGACACUAACGGGACCUAUCUCAUAGAACAGUUCAAUAUUGGUUAUGCCAACGAAAGCCGCGUAAGGGACCCCGAUUUUCCAGCAGGCUAUGUUUCAGACUCAUCCGAUAUGGACUCUAACGCAUCUUUCGAGGAAAGGAAGGUGUACACUCGAGGAGAGCUCGCAGAGGCGAUCUUGCAACUCUGGACGAAUGAUCGGGGUAUACGUCAGUGCUUCGGAAGAGCCAACGAAUUCCAACUAGAAACCUCGACAGCAUACUACUUCGAGAACGUCUCGAAGUUUUCCAAUCCUCAGUACAAAUGCACAGACCAGGAUGUCAUCAUGGGACGCAUUAAAACAACCGGAAUCACUGAGAACGACUUCAACAUCAAAAACAUGACUCUCAGAGUCUUGGACGCCGGUGGCCAGCGCUCGGAGCGUAAAAAAUGGAUACAUUGCUUUCAAGACAUUGAUGCUGCUCUAUUCGUGUUGGCCGUGUCAGAGUACGAUCAGACUCUUUACGAGGACGAAAGAGUGAAUCGUAUGAAGGAGUCAUUUAUGCUAUUUGAGGCCAUUUGCAACUCGAGAUGGUUUAAGAAUACACCCUUUAUCUUAUUUCUCAACAAGAUAGAUUUGCUUGAGGAUAAGCUCAAAAGAUCCCCAAUCACCAAUUACUUUCCCAAUUACAAGGGUAACCCACAUGUGGUAAACGAAGUUCUUGAUUAUUUUGAAGAGAUGUUGCUUAGUCUAAACAGAACACUGAAACCGAUAUACGUACACAGAACCUGUGCCACAGACACUAAAGCCAUGGGGUUUGUUCUCUCCGCAGCUACAGACAUGGUGAUCCAACAGAAUCUUCGUGAAAGCGGACUUAUCUAA
Messenger RNA from Candidozyma auris, 1242 nucleotides. RefSeq names its product guanine nucleotide-binding protein subunit alpha (gene CAG1). Gene Ontology annotation, cellular component: heterotrimeric G-protein complex. The coding region runs from base 1 to 1242 and encodes 413 amino acids. Gene Ontology annotation, biological process: G protein-coupled receptor signaling pathway. The record is from RefSeq and is a predicted model, not a curated record. The transcript has a single exon. Gene Ontology annotation, molecular function: GTP binding; G protein-coupled receptor binding; G-protein beta/gamma-subunit complex binding. Lineage: Eukaryota; Fungi; Ascomycota; Pichiomycetes; Serinales; Metschnikowiaceae.